This is a messenger RNA of Ostrea edulis (European flat oyster), 6555 nucleotides long. Its product is annotated as tryptophan 5-hydroxylase 1-like. Lineage: Eukaryota; Metazoa; Mollusca; Bivalvia; Ostreida; Ostreidae. Bases 4219 to 5763 code for a protein of 514 amino acids. The transcript is spliced from 13 exons. The record is from RefSeq and is a predicted model, not a curated record. Gene Ontology annotation, cellular component: neuron projection. Gene Ontology annotation, biological process: serotonin biosynthetic process; aromatic amino acid metabolic process. Gene Ontology annotation, molecular function: tryptophan 5-monooxygenase activity; iron ion binding.
AGAGCCUGAAACGACGUACAUGUACACCCAAUGUAAUAUAUAGACCAAUUCUGACAGACAAGUACAGGGAACCACCAAUCCUGUGUAAGACUGGGUCGGUUCAUGGUUGGUACGUGUUCUGAUAAGCUGAACAUGUACAUGUAAUUCUAUGUCAAAUUACUUUUUUCAAGGCCAGUAUGAAAUUACUGUAUCCAUUGUCUCUCUUAUGUAAUACUGAGAUGUCAAUCUAUAUUGUUAUUCAUUGCAUGUUGAAGUUCUUUUAAUUUCUUUCUCCAUAGAAAACAUAUCCAUGCUAAAUAACAAAACAUAUCUAUUUCACAAUGCUGGGCGCAACCCUGAAAUCACGCGAGACGAGACAGUUGUGUAAUGCAUGGCAUAUUUAGUAUGUUAAGAUAUGACCAUUGAAUUCAGUAUUUGUUUCUCUAGAUGUUGGGGUAGUGUAGUGGUUAAAACACUCGCUUCCAACCGCUAGGACCGGAAUUCGAUGCCCGUGAUCGGCAGUGGUUGUAUGUGAGAGGAUAAAGUGGUCACCCACUCGGACACGUGGGUUUCGUCCACUCUGCUUUCCUCCAAAAAAAUGACCACUUCGCGCAAAUAUUCCAAUCGACGAGAAGGAUUAAUUUAAGUUGUAGAACUUAUUUGUUAAUCGUGGUAAAGUAACACCGUAUAUAUAUUGAUGAUACGGAAAAAUGACUGAUUCAACCUUCCAGGUUGACGGAAGUGUCAUGGAAUCAUUUUCAAAUUGCAUAGCCAUCAGCUAAUUAAACGCGGCAUAAAAGUGUUAUGUGCAAUUAACAUUUCUGAUCUCGAUUCACUGUCUUCAUCAAUCUAUACAUUCUCCUGGUACGAGUUCGCACUGUUAGAAUUUCAAUCCAGUUAUCCCAUAACAUCAUAAUAGACUUUUAUUUUUAUCAUUGUAUUAGAAGAAAUCAUUAAAGAAAUAUAUCUGACCGCUGAAAAGUGGAAUUUAAUGUUCGGCUUUAAUUUUAUGAUUUGAUAUUAAUGUCUAUUGAUGUUAUUUGAGUUUUAGCCUAUUAGGAGUUCUGUUUAACGAUAAAUGAUCCUUUAAUCUGAUUUUGAAAUUUAUAAAAUAGCAACUUAACAAAAAUAUAAACUCAAUGGGGGCGGGCGGUGACUGAUCGUGCCUGUUUUCAGGUAUCAACUCAAUAAAAAGCACUCGUCGAAAUGAGCGAGAAUGGUAACGUAAACAAUAUUACGGAAAGUUUUUCAUUAUUGUUCUGUAAGUGGACACCCACCCCACUCGCUAAAUAUUGAUUUGAUAAAGGAGUGAAAAUCUACACGUGUUAUACCCUACUACAAGACCAAGCGCUUUAUAUUGCGACGCAGAAUGUGCACAACCAAUGGACAUGUACAAUGUAGCAAUAUUGGGGAAAGAGUAGAGAAGUACUUAGCUGCGGAACUGUGGCUUUCUGAGAAAAUGUUUGGACAGAUCAGAGAGCUACAGAUCCACCCCUUAUAAAAAACCUUCGAUUUUCGGCGCACACAAAAAAGCACACGGUUGAGGUCUGAUAUCGUUGUAUUCUUGUAUUGCCGUCUCAAAAGUUUAAUACGAAAAAAUCCCAACAUGUUGUCCUAAUAUGUGUCCAACUAUACCUUCAAAUAUUCAUUAAAGCCCCAUACGACCUGAAAACUCACAGAUUCAAAUGAGUUUGUUCGUUGACGUAGCCAUGUGAACUAGUUCUGUAGUGGUUGUCGACUAUAUCGAAAAAAGCAAUGUUCACUGGACCAGUCGCGGUAGCUUAGUGGUAGAGCGUUCGCUUCUUAACCGGGAGAUCGUAAUUAAGUUCGAUUCCCGUUCGUGCCAUGACCGCGUCAAACCUAAGACGUUAACAUGAGUAGUGGUUGCUCCUUCGCCAAACGCUCAGCAUUUAGAAGUGAGAAUCACGAGUCUUUCGGAUAUGACUUUUUUUUAAAAACGCAGGUCCCAUACAACAGGCGUUGUAACGUUAAAGAAUCGUCGAUGCUGCAGCCAUGAGCGCUAAGCAUAGGUUUAAAUUUGUGGUACUUCACUUACACCUGGUGACGUUUCAAUAUGAGUGAAAAAAUCUCGAUGGGGCGUAAAACAAACGAAACAACAAACAAUCCUCUGUACAUAACCCCAUCUUGUACUAAGAUUUAGAAUAAUAUCUAUUACGUAAAUACAACAAUUCGGUACCAGGAGUCUCCCAUUCAUAUAUUAUGAAGGAAUCGUUAAUGUACAUCGUUUCUACAGACACAAAGCAUUCCUCCUACGGUCGUGGUAAUUUGGUGUGUGAGAUCAAUUCAAGACACAUUCAUUCAGGAAUCUCUCAGGAGCCUCUUUCGGAGAUGGAUUGCCCAACACAGACACUUCGAAAUUCAAUCCCAUCACCCCCCAGCGAUGAUCCUCCAAUCAGAAACUUUGUCUGAUGAUCUAGAUUUGAUAAGAUGGAAACCAUUUUGGGAAGAUAAGCCUCUCAUUUACGUAUUUGCCAUUUCCAGCAAAAAUGCAAUGAAUACACAAGUAGCGGCUGAUUGAUCAGGUAUAAAUCUAAACAAAAAACAAAAUAAGUCCUAAUUCUUAUGCAACUUUCUGAGUUCAUGGAGGAUGCCAUUAUCGUCUGCAGAUUUGCAGAAAUGCACGUUUUAUUCGUAAUCUCAUCUUCUUUUCAUUUACUUGAUUUCUUUUCUAUAGAAAACAUCUUAAAAUUUUAUUUCAUAUUUACAUACAUUGUACGUAAAUUUCCACUUGAUUAAUCUGUAAUUUCGUCAUCAUUGACGCAACAUACAUUAAAUAGACAUUUCCCUUUACGUAAAUGAAUUGAAAGUGUUAAUAUGAACUUAUCUUUAUUUACCAAAGUUUCAUCAGUCAUAAACUUAAGCUAAUUUAAUGCACAUUCGUAUUUAUUUAUCGACGAAAGCAAACGCCUUCUAUCUUGACAUCAAACCGAUAAUUUCAAAAUACAAAAUACAGAUUGAAGUGAAUGUCCAAGCUCGCUGAUUAUGCUUCAGUUGUUUUAUUUCUUAUACCAUCAACAUAGACAGUAUAUAUUUACAUUUGCUGAAUCUUUUUUCUUAUAUUUCUUUUGAAAUUGACAUUUCUUCAUCAUAAUUUAUUGCAAACUUGUUCGAUACGGUUUUUAGUACCACCUGGCCUCGUAAUCAUUACCAAAUAUGGAGUGUGGUCAGGGUCAAAGGGUGUAUUAGCUGUUCCAUUAAUGUAAGGUCAACGAUAUGAUAUUUUGAUAUAGUCAAUAUUUUAAGAAUUGCAUCAAAAUAUAAAUAUGAACAAUUAAAUGUCUUUUUUUUUUUUUGCUGUUGUUUCAUCGGGUGAUAAAGGUAGCUUGCAUUGCAUGGGGAAAAUGCAUAACACGCUGGUCAACGCGGAUUAUGAUUUUUUUUUCCUGCAGUGCUUGCAACAUGUACCUUCAUCCAAAAAAGGCACAUUUUUGUUUAAAUAAGUACAGAGAAUUGCUCUUAUGAAACAAUACGAUUUCCGUUUCAAAAUAUUCGGUUGUGUUUUCUUGAAGUGAGCUUGCAUGCUUUGUGCAAAUUUUCAAAAUUUAAAAGUAAAGCUGACGUAUGCAUCUGAUGCGGGUUUCAGCAAAUAGGUUUCACAUGCAUGCUGUGCCCCUAUAUAUUGCCAUGCACCGUGGUAAUGAACACAUUGCAUAGAAUAUAUUGUAUGAUUGUAAAGCAUUCAUCACGUCAGUGGAGACUCUAUAUUAAUUAUUGGUUAUCUUGACCUAUCUAUUUUCACUUUCCUCUCUCAUUUGUGACGUCACGCGUGGGGUUGGACAAAUAACGGCUUAUGAUACAUCUUGUAAAUACGUUUGUAGUCGAUGACGGAAUAAGCCCGUGGAAACGGUCUUUAAAUUUUCAGCAGCUGAUUCCCCCAAUCAGUAGAGCCGGCUCAGAUGGUGGAAGGUGGAUAUAAAUAUUUAUAAGUCUGUAACAAGUGAACAGCAUCCGAACAAUUUGCAUAAACCAACAGUGUCAUUAUUUUACGGACCAUCUGCACCCGCACGUAUUUAAUGUACCUCAUCUGAAGAUGGAAAAGAAUUGAGAUUGAAAUUUCUUUUAAACUGAGAGUCGAAUUUUUUCUCUCGAAAGAAUUUUCAUUCUCUAAAUACUAAGAUAGUGUGACUUCUGAAAGGCUUAAUCAGUUUAGAUUUUGGAUAAACAGGUGAAUCUACGUCAGCAAAGCUGGGGAACUGCAUAGAAGCCUAUAAAAUUGCCAUGCGCAAUUCGGCCAUUUGUGGACCGGAUCUUGAUAAUCCGGAAGAAAAAAGAGACAUGGGAAAAGCGGAACAGUUCCGACAAAAAAGAAGAUGCCGAAGCAUCCGGGCGCCGACGGAGGCGGAAAUCGCUAAUCUAGAGGAGAACCUGAGACACCUGGACGGCAUCUUCAGCCCGUCCGGUAUAGGAAAGACGACUUCCGUUGUGUUCACCCUGCAGAACAGAGUGGGAAAUUUGGCCAGUGCCCUCAAGAUCUUCCAGGAUAACCACAUCAACGUGGUACAUAUAGAAUCCCGGAAGUCUAGGAACAGUGAAACGGAAGUUGAAAUUUACGUGGAGCUGGAGACAGACAACAUCCGGUUGCAGGAGCUUAUCAAACGUCUGAAAAAACAAGUGGCCGGAAUCUCGUACAACGACAUUCCCGUCCCGCCGUCUCCCGCUACCGCGGCUAGGAUUCCUGCCACGGCGGAUGCUUUGGCUAAUGCACCAUGGUUUCCAAGAAAGAUGGCGGACUUGGACAAAGCAGCCAAUCGGGUACUAAUGUAUGGAUCAGAGCUAGAUGCAGACCACCCGGGCUUCAAGGACAAGAUUUAUCGACAAAGAAGGAAGAUUUUCGCCGAUAUUGCGAUGGCGUAUAAACACGGACAACCCAUUCCACGUGUGGACUACACCCAAGAAGAGAUCAACACAUGGGGUGUCGUGUUUCGGGAGUUGAAUAAGCUGUACCCUUCUCACGCCUGCCGUGAGUACCUGCGGAACCUCCCACUCCUGAUCGAUCACUGUGGAUACAGGGACGACAAUGUUCCACAACUGGAGGACGUGUCCGACUUCCUGAAAGAGAGAACUGGUUUCCAACUUCGUCCAGUGGCGGGGUACCUUUCGUCACGUGACUUUUUAGCGGGACUGGCUUUCCGCGUGUUCCACUGCACACAGUAUAUUCGUCAUAGUUCCGACCCCUUCUACACCCCGGAACCUGACUGCUGUCAUGAAUUGUUGGGACACAUGCCAUUAUUGGCGGAUCCAAGUUUUGCUCAGUUCUCUCAGGAACUGGGACUGGCGUCCCUUGGUGCUUCAGAUGAGGAAGUCCAAAAGUUAGCAACGUGCUAUUUCUUCACUGUGGAGUUUGGCCUGUGUAAACAAGACGGGCACUUGCGAGCAUAUGGCGCCGGUUUGUUGUCAUCUAUAGGAGAACUCGGCCACGCUUUGACGGAUACCGCUGAGAAAAUUCCCUUUGAGCCAAUGCGCACGUGCCGUCAAGAGUGUCUGAUCACCACAUUCCAAGACGUCUAUUUCUUCACGGAAUCUUUUGAGGAGGCAAAAGAGAGAAUGAGGCAAUUUGCGUGUACCAUCAAGAGACCCUUCGCAGUACGUUACAACCCAUACACACAAACUGUUGACGUAUUAAACAACACGCGCUGCAUUGCGUAUGCCGUCAGCGAUUUGCGUGGUGAUCUGUGCAUUGUCAGUGACGCAUUGCGUCGUCUGCAGCAGUUGGAGUUUCAGAAAGAAGACGAAGAACGAAUGGAACCAUCAACCCCAAGAUAACAAUAUUAAAAUUUUAUCAUGCAGAUCCAAAUUUCUAAAAUAUUCUGCAACAUAGAGCUACAUGUACGCUGGAACAGUUUUAAUAAUAGUGCUUGCAGUUUUUCCCCCGUAGCUUUGCAGAAGUAUUAUUUUUAUUAUUAUAUCAUGCUUACAUUUAUCAAAAAAUUGACAUUGUGUCAUGAAAAAAAUUUCCUUCAAAUAUAUAUAUAUAUAUAUAUAUAUAUAUAUAUAUAUAUAUAUCUUGUGCUUGCUGUUUGGCACAUACACCACAUGUCUAUCGAUUCAUGAAGAAUUAUUCUUGAUAGAAUUUUAACAUACUAUCCAUCUAAAUAUGGACACAAUGGAAAAAAAAAUCUUGCUUUAAUAUAUCUUCUAGAUGUUGUUCUUGAAUUAGCAUUUAUUUUUUAAAAAGUUAAAUCUUGAAUAUGACAGAAGAUUUUGAACAAAGCUAGGUCACAGUUAUGCUACAAACAUUUCACAAGUUUUGAUCUUUUUCCACCAGCAAUAACUUGACAAUGCUUAUUUUCAUAAUUUGUUGAAAAACGUAUAAUUAAGUAAAUUUCUGAGGAAAAAAGAAUCUUAAUAUAUGUUGUAUUGUAGGAAUCCUUUAAUGGUCUUUGUUGUAAAUGUGUAUACUUGCAAAUACUUUCAGUAUAUCAAAAAGAGAUUGAUAAAACAAUCGUGUUAAAAAAAUGCUAACUGUUGACUUUAUUUUUAUUAUUUAUUUAAAACUUCCUUUUGCUGUUUGUCGGAUGUUUUUAUUGCUGGUCAAUAAAUCACAGAAAACAUGAA